UCAGGUGACUUCCUGUCAAAGGUAAACAGAGGGACGCGCGCACGAGCGGCGCUGACAGCAGAGAAGAUGUGAGGAGAAGAAAUGCCCGGACAGAGGAGGAGAUACAGCGUGCGCUUCCCCCCGAGUCGUAUCAAGAAGAUCAUGCAGAAAAACACAGAGGUGGGGAGGAUCGCGAUGGCCGUCCCUGUGAUCAUAUCAGCGCGGGCGUUGGAGAUGUUCCUGAAGUCUCUGCUGACCAAAACCUGCCUGAUCAGCCAGUCCAAACACAGCGCCGUCAUAUCCGUCGCCCACAUGAAGCAGUGCAUUGAGUCGGAGAAGCUGUUCCACUUCCUGAAGGAGCUGGCGGAGCGCAGCACGUCCAAGUCGGCCCAGAGGGACGGCCGAGGCCUGAGCAUGUGGCCGUUAUACAGGACGAAGCUGCAGGAGAUGUCUGUGAAAAAGCCGUCUGAAGCGGGAGAAUCGGCCUUGAAAGCGAGAGGCGACUCGCUGGACAACGACGACAGCUCCAGCGAGUCGGAGCUCUUCAUCUGCCUGUGACUCUGUACCGAAAACAGCCGACGACCUCCAGCAGCUCCUCCUUUUGUUGUUUUUAUUUUUGUUUUUUUUAUUUUGUAAAUUUAUUUUUGCAUGAAGUUUCAUUCGUUACUUUAACAAAAUGAUCGCUCACAUGAAAUUGAGCGCAAUUUGGAAAAAAAAAGCAUUUAUUUGUAAGACCUUUAUUAUUGAGGAUGAUGCCAUUCUCGAUGACUGUUGUCGAAUUUGAAGAUUUUUGUUUGUUUUUUGAGAAACGGAUGUGUAGCAUUUUGUACUUAAGCCCUUUGCUUUUUGUUGUUUCUUUUUCAUUUCAGAUUCUGUAUUCAGACUUGGUCAACAGGUUUUGCACUGCAGAGUUUGUGUCGUCAGAUAAACGCUGAAAUGCAUCAAGAACUUAAUGAUAAACACAUUUUUUUGUUUGAUUGUGUUACACAAAAGGAGACAGUUUGUUCAAAGAUUUUUUUUUGGUUUGUAGUUUGCAUGAGACUUUACAUGUCAGAUAAUUAAAUAAUCAAUAAAUAAUAAAUAUUUUGUAUUUUCUUGUACACAUUUUUCAUGUUGAAAUUCUGUAUUUUCUCUAGACCAUUUUAAGGCACUGUGCAUUUUUUUUUUUUUUUUUUUUACAUUUUGACUUCAGGCCAGUACGCACUUGUGAAUUUGCAUUUUUUAACCAAACCAAGCGAUGUACAUGAAAUGCUGCAGAUUUUCAAGAUGCUGUCAAUAAAUCAGACAAGCUCCUUUGACCUCGUGUGGC
This is a messenger RNA of Myripristis murdjan (pinecone soldierfish), 1288 nucleotides long. Its product is annotated as dr1-associated corepressor. The transcript has 6 exons. Gene Ontology annotation, biological process: transcription by RNA polymerase II. The record is from RefSeq and is a predicted model, not a curated record. Bases 82 to 537 code for a protein of 151 amino acids. NCBI's taxonomy places the organism in Eukaryota, Metazoa, Chordata, Actinopteri, Holocentriformes, Holocentridae. Gene Ontology annotation, cellular component: nucleus; negative cofactor 2 complex. Gene Ontology annotation, molecular function: core promoter sequence-specific DNA binding; RNA polymerase II general transcription initiation factor activity; protein heterodimerization activity.